Pongo pygmaeus (Bornean orangutan) is the source of this 3802-nucleotide messenger RNA. RefSeq names its product POTE ankyrin domain family member A (gene POTEA). NCBI's taxonomy places the organism in Eukaryota, Metazoa, Chordata, Mammalia, Primates, Hominidae. The coding region runs from base 423 to 2534 and encodes 703 amino acids. The transcript has 14 exons. Gene Ontology annotation, molecular function: protein binding. The record is from RefSeq and is a predicted model, not a curated record.
GCGCACACCGCACGCGCACGCCCUCGUAACGGCUUGGCUUGGCACGCCUCCCUUGGCUUGGCUUGGCGUUAGUCGCUUGGCUUGGUGGUCCUCGCUUGGAUUGGCUUUACCCUGGCAUUCCUUUGCUGGGCUUGACCUUUUCUUGCUGGGCUUGGCAUUCUCCUGGCUGGGCUGGGUGUUUCCCCGGCGGGGCGUGCGCUUUCCCUGGGUGGUGGAGGGGGCGUGGGCUCUCCCCGGGUGGUGGGGGACGUGGGCUCUCCCCAGUUGGUGGUGGGGGAGGGGUCGUGGGCUCUCCCAGGGUGGGGUUUUGGCUGGGAUUGACCUUUCUCCCCUAACAGAUUGGAAACCCGUAGUUUCCCGCUUUUUGGUGAAACUCGUUGACAGACACCAUCUGCUCGCUACUACCAGGCUGUUAAAAGCAGAUGGUGGCUGAGGUUUCUCCAAAGCUGGCUGCCUCCCCUAUGAAGAAGCCCUUUGGCCUCAGGGUCAAGAUGGGCAAGUGGUGCUGCUGCUGCUUCCCCUGCUGCAGGGGAAGCGGCAAGAACAACGUGGGCGCUCGGGGAGACCACGACGACAGCGCCUUCACGGAGCCAAGGUAUCACGUCCGUCGAGAAGAUCUGGGCAAGCUCCACAGAGCUGCCUGGUGGGGUGAAGUCCCCAGAGCGGAUCUCAUCGUCAUGCUCAGGGGCCCUGGCAUUAACAAAAGGGACAAGAAGAAGAGGACUGCUCUACACUUGGCCUGUGCCAAUGGCAAUUCAGAGGUAGUAAGACUCCUGCUGGACAGACAAUGUCAACUUCAUGUCUUUGACAGCAAAAAGAGGACAGCUCUGAUAAAGGCCGUACAAUGCCAGGAGGAUGAAUGUGCAUUAAUGUUGCUACAACAUGGCACUGAUCCAAAUCUUCCAGAUACAUUUGGGAAUACUGCUCUACACUAUGCAGUCUACAAUGAAGAUAAAUUAAUGGCCAAAACACUUCUUUUAUACAGUGCUGACAUUGAAUCAAAAAACAAGGGUGGCCUCACACCACUUUUGCUUGCCGUACAUGGACAAAAACAGCGAAUGGUGAAAUUUUUAAUCAAGAAAAAAGCUAAUUUAAAUGCACUUGAUAGGUUUGGAAGAACUGCCCUCAUACUUGCUGUACAUUGUGGAUCAGCAAGUAUAGUUAGCCUUCUACUUCAGCAAAAUAUUGAUGUAUUUUCUCAAGAUGUAUUUGGACAAACUGCUGAAGAUUAUGCAGUUUCUUGUCAUCAUAAUAUAAUUUGCCAAUUACUUUCUGACUACAAAGAAAACCAGAUGCCAAAAAACUCUUCUGGAAAUAGCAAUCCAGAACAAGACUUAAAGCUGACAUCAGAGGAAGAGCCACAAAGGCUUAAAGGAAGUGAAAAUAGCCAGCAUGAGAAAAAGACUCAAGAACCAGACAUAAAUAAGGAUUGCGAUAGAGAGGUUGAAGAAGAAAUGCAGAAGCACGGAAGUAAUAACGUGGGAUUAUCAGAAAACCUGACUGAUGGUGCUGCUGCUGGCAAUGGUGAUGGUGGAUUAGUUCCACAAAGAAAGAGCAGAAAACAUGAAAAUCAGCAAUUUCCUAACACAGAGAUUGAAGAGUAUCACAGGCCUGAAAAGAAAUCUAAUGAAAACAACAAGGUCAAAAGCCAAAUACAUUCAGUGGAUAACCUUGAUGACAUAACAUGGCCAUCAGAAAUAGCAUCAGAGGAUUAUGAUUUGCUUUUCUCUAAUUAUGAGACUUUUAUGUUGCUCAUUGAACAACUCAAAAUGGAUUUUAAUGAUUCUGCUAGCCUAUCAAAAAUCCAAGAUGCAGUUAUUUCAGAUGAACACUUACUAGAACUCAAAAAUAGCCACUAUGAGCAACUUACAGUAGAAAUUGAACAAAUGGAAAAUAUGGUUCAUGUACUACAAAAGGAGCUAUGUGAGGCAAAAGAAACACAAUUAGAGUUAGCGCAUCAGAAAUUUGAAUGGGAGCAAGAACGCUACAGUUUGAGUGAAGAACAAAAUGAUACCCAGAAGCAACUCUCCAAGGAACAGAAUGCUAGAAUAUUACGAGAUGAGAUUCUGACUAAUAAACAAAAGCAGAUAGAAGUGGCUGAAAAGAAAAUGAGUUCUGAGAUUUCUCUUGGCCAUAAGGAAGAAAAAGAACUCUUGCAUGAAAAUAGCAUGUUGCAGGAAGAAAUUGCCAUGCUAAGAAUAGAACUAGACACAAUAAAACAUCAGAACCAGCUAAGGGAAAAGAAAUAUCUGGAGGACAUUAAAAGUGUGAAAGAAAAGAAUGAUAAUCUUCUAAAGGCUAUACAAUUGAAUGAGGAAGCAUUAACAAAAGCAGUAGUUCAGUACAGUGGACAGCUUAGCAUUUUGACAACUGAGAAUAAAAUGCUCAGUUCUGAACUGCAGAAUGUAAGACACAACAAUGAAACACUGGAAAUGGAAAUUCAAUCAUGUCAUUUUAGACUGGCUACUGCUCUACAUAAUUGUGACCAAAGUCAGAUAGCAGAAGGAGACUUCUUUCUGGAGAAUGAGACAUGAACAGGUUUAUUUACAAGAGACAAAAAAUUCUCAUAUAUCUAACCUAAAAGAUAACAGUGAGAUUCUUUCUGAACAACUCUAAUGCUGAAAGUAAAAUUAACAGCCUGAGAAUUAAGGUCCAUCACACAAGAUAAACUCUGAGAGAAAAGACGGGGCAGGCCACCGUCUUUCCUUUUUGGGCAACUUAGUCAUUCCAGCCUGCAGGCUUUGGAGAGUACAAACUGACCAGGGGAAGAAGAGAUCUGCAGCACAGCACAGCUGCUUUAUCAAAUCAUGGCCAGACUGCUUCUGUAAGCAGGCCCCUGAUCCUGUUUCUCCUCACUGGAAAGGACCACCCAGCUGAGGCCUCCAGCUAACCCCACCAGUGUUCCCUGGCCAAUGGAGAUUUAAAUCCCCCCUGGGACAGAGCACCCAGAGAGAGGGGUGGGUCACCACCUUUGCUGUUUGGGCAACUAGCCAUUCAGGCCUGCAGACUUUGGAGAGCCCAAGCUGACCAGGGGUGGAAGUGGUACCUCAGCACAGCACAGCUGCCCUAUGAAAAUGUGGCCAGACUCUUUUUUAAGUCAGUCCCUGACCACAUUUGUUAUCACUGGGUGGAGCCUUUCAACCAGGGUCUCUGGCUACCUUCAGUGCUGUUCUCUGGCUGACAGAGGUUUCAGGCCUUCCUGAGUCAGAGCUCCCAGGGGGAGGACCAGAUUGUCAUCUUUGUUGUUUGGGCAACUCAGCCAUUUCAGCCUUAGGGCUUCAGAGAGUCUGAGGUGAUGAGGAGCUGAAGUGAACCCCCAGCAUAGCACAGCUGCUCUACCAAAAAGUGGCCAGACCCACUUUUUAAGCAAGUCCCUGUUCUUGUUCCUCCUGACUAGGCAAGACUUUUCUCCACUUGCCUCCAGCCACCUCCUACAGGUGUGUUCAGAUUCGCAACAAGUUUGUACCUCAGUGGUACAGCGCUCCCAGAGGAAGGGGCAGGCUAUCAUCUUUGCCUUUUCACAGCCUUCAUUGGUGAUACCUUCAGGCACUGGAAAAUAUGAGGCAAUUAGGGACUGGAGUGGACCCCCAGCAUACAACAGCCCCCCUACAGAAAAGUGGCCAGACUGUUACAUGGGUGCCAAUUUCCAUAUCUUCUUGAUGGGCAGGUCCUCCCAUCCUGGGUCUCUAGCCAGCACCCCACUGGAGCUAUCAAGCCAGUAGCAACUCAGCAAUUGCCUGGACAGAGCUUCCAGGAGCAACUGAAAUCCUCUAUGCCACUGCCUCUGCAGUGGAACUGUCCU